GAUGGCAACGUUUAUCUGGGCGAGUGGAGGCGCGGCAAGCAGCACGGGCGGGGGAGCUACACCUACGCUGACGGCGACGUCUACGAGGGGGAAUGGCAGGACGGGCGGCAGCAGGGCCGCGGCAUUUACCGCUUCAUGAGCGGCGACGUGUACGAGGGCGAAUACGUUGAGGACAAAAAGCACGGCCGCGGGACCUACCGGCUUGCAGACGGCCGCGUGAUGAUCGGGAGGUUUGACAACGAGGUGCCGGUCGGCGAGGGC
Messenger RNA from Emiliania huxleyi CCMP1516, 261 nucleotides. RefSeq lists its product as hypothetical. The transcript has a single exon. The record is from RefSeq and is a predicted model, not a curated record. The annotation marks the transcript as partial. Gene Ontology annotation, cellular component: cytosol. NCBI's taxonomy places the organism in Eukaryota, Haptophyta, Isochrysidales, Noelaerhabdaceae.